Molecule: messenger RNA, 1464 nt
Organism: Symbiodinium pilosum
Lineage: Eukaryota; Dinophyceae; Suessiales; Symbiodiniaceae
Source: the annotation of a GenBank genome assembly
AUGCUUCUUUGGGUUAGCUGCAUCUCGGUGGCUGCUGAUGAAGCCGGUAUCUGCAGGAUGGUGAGGUUCAACAAGCUGCUGUCCGCCGUGAUGUCCAUUCGUUUUCCGGGCUGGGCAAACAUGACUGGUUGUGGCAAAAAAUGCGGAACACGUGGUGCCCUGGUCUUUCUGAUACACUACUUCCCAGAUGACAAGAGGGAGUUACGCAGACUGCCCAGAGCCUGCGCCAGGCGACUAGACGCAGUCUUUCACUUGGUAGAUGCGCUGGCGAAAUUGGAUCGCAGUUUGGAUGCGGAGCUGGUCCGCAUCCAACAGGAUUUUGCUGAGGAAGACUUGAAUGGCUACACGAUCUUGCAGGCGCUGUCCCCCGAAAACAAGAAGGCUUUGGUUGAGAAGUGCGCGCCUGUAGCAUUGCUGAAUCAAGCGAUGGGGGCCUUGUGUGGCAUGGCCGUAGGCGAUGCUUUGGGGCAUCCGUUUGAGUACAUAACAGUGACGGACACGCCGGGCACCUCUUAUUUCGAUCUCGCAACUCUGGAAUUUCACGGGGAGUUCAAUAAAUUUGGAUGUAAGCGGGGCCAGUGGACUGACGAUGCAUCAAUGGGUCUGUGCAUGGCAGACUCCUUCAUCAUGCGCCAAGCAUUUGAUGGAAGUGACCUGCGCCGUCGUUUUUGGUGUUGGUGGUUCCGGGGCUACAACAAUGCCUUCCGGAAAGAUCUGGAGCGGGAGUCAAGAAAAUCAAUCGGCUUGGGCGGUAACACUCAGAAAUCUUUGGAGCCACUGGUUGACUGCUCGGAUGCAGGUGUUCCUCCCGAGUAUGAGUCAGCCAGCGAGGACGCCGGCAACGGCAGUUUGAUGCGGUUGGCGGCUGUCCCGAUCUUUUUCCACACUCUGCCACUUGAGGAGCUGUAUAGCCUGGCCCGGAAGUCUUCACUAACAACUCAUCCGGGAUUUGUUGCGGCAGAAGCUUGUGCUUUCCUUGCGCACCUUGUACGGCAAGCAAUGCGCCUCCCUCCGGGGUCGGUGACAGCAAAAGAAUUCUUGGAUAGCGCUUCUGAGGAAUUCUAUGCAACAUCCGGCUUGGCAACCCAGAGCGGCCCUGGCUUCGAUGAGAUGCAGUGGCUGGUUUCUUCUAAACCCACUCGUGACACUGAGCGCUGCUGGAACUGGAAGAAUGCCACCCUGGAUAUUGCUGGCACUUUAGCUGCCCGCGGAUGGAGCUACAACGGCUACCCAGUGUCUGCCGACUACUUUGGCUCCUACUCGUUGGAUGGCCUUGCCGGCGCGCUCUGGGCAAUGUACCACACGAGGUCUUUCGAUGAAGCUUUAUCGCGAGCGGUAAAUCUCAAUGGUGAUGCAGACAGCUUUGGCUCUAUUACAGGCCAGAUCGCAGGUGCAUUCUAUGGCUACUCCGCAAUCAACAGGCAGUUUGUGGAAUGGCUUUGCAGGUCCGGAAGCUCCAUGUGA